Molecule: messenger RNA, 2008 nt
Organism: Suillus subalutaceus
Lineage: Eukaryota; Fungi; Basidiomycota; Agaricomycetes; Boletales; Suillaceae
Exons: 9
Coding region: 282-1811 (509 amino acids)
Source: RefSeq, a predicted model, not a curated record
CAGAAACAGCUUUUAGGACACCUGACACUACUGCGGACCCAUUCAUUAUGAGAAACCGACGGGAAGUAGUAGAUAUUACAUGUUGCAAGCGAACUCAAGCGACGGCAUCUUUCCUAUCUUCGCGGCCCUGCAAGUCUGCGAAUGGUACAACCUUCAUGACGUGCUUGGAAAAGAUGCGGCCUUCCUCGGCCAUCAUCGUUUGAGUCCCCAAUUUUUUUAAGGUCCUCCGAGUCCUACCUCCAUAUAAACUGGCCCAUCUCUAGCGCCCUACUAUCAUAUACAUGGCCAUUGGCACCUCACAUGCCCAUGCAUCUUCUUCCAUCACCAUGAACGAUAGCCCACAUACGAACAUCGAUGUCGAGCUGCUUUCAUUACCAAAAUGUAGGCGACUUCCCAACGAGGUCAUUUCGCCCUUGGCAUAUACAAAUGACAUCGUGAACUUUGAUCACUGGGAUCAUAUGUUCAUAACAAACUGUUGCAGGAGCUUAACUCUUCAUGAGUUUGACGGACCUCCAUCUACGAUCCUUGAUCUCGGAUGUGGGCGCGGUCUUUGGGCCAUCGAAGCCGCCAAGCAUUGGCAGGGCAGCACAGUUGUUGGCUUCGACAUCGAACAUACGCAACCACGCUCUAAUGUGCUCGAAAAGUCUGUUUCACGUCGGCUAAAAUGGGUUCAAGGCAAUCUACUAGAACAGCUACCGUUUUUGACCGGCCAAUUUGACUUCGUGAGGAUGGUUCGAAUGGGUUUACACAUCCCAGAAGAUGAGUGGCCAUCAGUUCUGGCGGAGAUCGCCCGCAUCCUCAAACCUCACGGUGUACUCGAGGUUAUUGAAGAAGACCUAUUAUUUCCCUGCCAAUCUACACGAUCACACGAUGUGACACCCAGCAGUGGAAUCUCUUCUGGUAGCUCCACCCAGGGCUCGAAUACGGUUGUGACCACAGCCUCUUAUCAGAAAUCUGAAUCGUCCUUGAAAGCCAAAAAUAACACAAAUACCAGCCUAGAUACAUCUUCUGGAACUUCUUCAACCUCACUACAGACUUCCGCGCUGGAUGCCAAACUUAGGCAUCCAAAACCUCCAGAUCCUCAAGAUCACUCACGGCUUCAGCGCGCGUGGGAGGAAAUGCUAGACAACUAUUUCUUGUCACCGCAACCACUUUCCGUCUUGCCGUUGUAUCUCUCGUUAUCAUUCUCCAGUAUUCGGUCGCAUCCCCCCCUGCAAAUUCCCUUGCCACGCAACUCCUCGGACAGACGGCAGCUCACGACUCAACAUUCGACACCGACUAUACAGCUUGAUUCUGCGACUCUUUUCGAGCUUCGACCCUUGUCAGCCCAACCGUCGUCUGAAGCCGAUUACAGCGCCCGUGCUUCUGUGAUGACGGCAGGGGGUUCUCAGCGGAACAUGUCGUCGUGGGCAUGCAUGCACCUAGCUCGGACCGUGCGGACAAUCGUGGGUUGUAAAGAGUCGAUCUGGAGUGCCUACGAAAGACUGUAUGGCGAAGACCCUACGCCUUUAGUCGUCCGAACAACACAACAGAAGUCCACCUCAGCUUGGUCCGACCUCCGCCCAUCGCCCACCAAUCCGCUUCGCGAUUACUUUGAACGUGAUUGGAUCAAUUGGGAAAACGAUAUGGCGGAUCGCACCAGCUUACGGGGACGCAUGCGAGCGGAAUUGAUGUGGAGCGAGCCCAUCGGUAAACCUCCAGAUUGGCGCCUCUGGCGUAAUUCUCUGCCGCAGGAAGAUACAUGUUCUUCUCAGGAUGAAUCGGCGGAAUAUUGCCGGAGCCUUCGUGGCUUUGUAUGUUUUAAAUCAUGAGUCAUGACACACGAUGUCAUAUAUAUACCCCUUCAUCAUACACAAUCUCGCAUAUGUUUCAAUAAAUGGAUUGAUGAUAUCAGGCAUUUUCGACUCGCCCAUGACUCCUGUAUACUAGAGCGAUAUAUCAUAUAGGGUCUUUUACAUUUAAACCAGUAUUGUUAAGCGAUCGGAGCCGCCCGGGGCUCUAUUUCAUC